Molecule: messenger RNA, 1381 nt
Organism: Cuscuta campestris
Lineage: Eukaryota; Viridiplantae; Streptophyta; Magnoliopsida; Solanales; Convolvulaceae
Source: the annotation of a GenBank genome assembly
AUUCCAGUCAAUACAGCUACAGUAGCGCACAUGGAAAUGCAGCUGGUUGUCUUGCCGUGUCACCCGUGUUCGAAGCUUCCCACUGUUUACUGUUUUGUCAUUUUUCUCUUUGGAUCAAUGGCCGACUUUCAGUUAAGAUCAUUAACCCUGUUCGCCAGUGAUAUGCCGAAUAAUCAGAUUCUUUUCCUUCAAUGUAUCUUCUUUUAUUUCCCUUUGAUUUGAAUGAACUUCCUCCGUUGUCAGCAUCAGAAGCAGCAGCUUUUGAAGGUCUGCCAACACGUCCGGAACCUCCCGUAACUUCGGUCCUCUUCAAUGGACGCCGAGCUCAAAACAAUCACGACCCUGGUUUUGGACGUCUUUCAGCUGCAGACCUUUCACACCUUGCUGCUCCAACCACCGUGCAGACCGGGCAUAACACGUCACCUGCAGAAAAUGAACAUCAGACGCAGAACAAGCCAAGGUUGUCAAUGGAGGUUGUUCCAAAGGAAGGAGAUAAAGCGACAUUCAAAUGCCAUAAAGCCUCUUUUGACAUCCAUCGACGACUUCUUUCAGAUCAUUUCGUAGAGCAAAAAGUAGCAGAAAUGGCGGAUCAGCUCACCGACGAACAGAUCUCCGAGUUCAAGGAGGCGUUCAGUCUCUUCGACAAGGACGGCGACGGUUGCAUCACCACGAAGGAGCUUGGGACAGUUAUGAGGUCAUUGGGACAAAACCCAACUGAAGCUGAGCUCCAGGAUAUGAUAAAUGAGGUAGAUGCUGAUGGUAAUGGAACUAUUGACUUCCCAGAAUUUUUAAAUCUAAUGGCGAAGAAGAUGAAAGACACCGAUUCUGAGGAGGAGCUGAAGGAGGCAUUCAGGGUUUUCGACAAGGACCAGAACGGUUUCAUCUCCGCUGCUGAGCUACGCCACGUGAUGACUAAUCUCGGGGAAAAGCUUACAGAUGAGGAAGUUGACGAGAUGAUUCGAGAGGCCGACGUCGACGGUGAUGGGCAGAUCAACUACGAGGAGUUUGUCAAGGUUAUGAUGGCCAAGUAAUGACUCAUUUCUUUCCUUUCCUCCCUUCCCAAUAUAAAACUUUCUAGGUUCUACAUGCUUGACCAUUUGGAAUGAAGGCCUAAAACUUUGAUGGGGUGGAUGGUUCAGCUAAUAUAAUGCAUAUCUAUUUAUUUUUUUUCCUUUUUAUUUUCUAGUAUUUUGAGUGGUUUGUUGGUUGGACUUUGAAUCACAGUAUUAUUUUUCCCACGGCAAUGGGUUGUGGAUAAGACUCUUUAUCCCCCUCCCUUUGGUGACGUGUCUUGUUUUUGAACUUAUUGAUUGGUGUCACGUUUGUAAAUUUCUCUGCCGGGCAGACUUGCUUUAUGAACCGUGCUAAUCGAGUUUCUUCU